UUCUCUUGGUACGCUCCAAGAUGGCGGCCCCCAUGGUGCGGCGCGGGAUGCUGCUGGCUGGGAGGAUCGGCUUGCCUCCUCACUGUUCCCCGGCAGGAAGAAGAUGCCUGCUUUCUGCAGCAUAUGUAGACAGCCGCAAAUGGGAAGCAAGAGAAACAGAGCCUUGUCACCUUGCUGAUCUUGCAUCUUUAAUGGACAAAACAUAUGAGAGAAAAUUGCCUGUUAGUUCUUUAACAAUAUCACGGUUUGUAGACAACAUAUCAUCUCGAGAAGAGGUAGACCAUGCCGAGUAUUACCUUUACAAAUUUCGACACAGUCCCAACUGCUGGUACCUAAGAGACUGGACUGUCCACACCUGGAUUAGGCAGUGUUUAAAGCAUGGUGCACAAGACAAAGCCUUAUAUACCCUUGUAAACAAGGUUCAGUACGGAAUUUUUCCAGAUAACUUUACAUUCAAUUUGCUGAUAGAUUCUUUCAUAAAGAAAGAAAAUUACAAAGAUGCUUUAUCUGUGGUUUUUGAGAUCAUGAUGCAAGAAGCCUUUGAAGUGCCUUCCACUCAGCUGCUCUCCCUUUAUGUUUUAUACCAUUGCCUGACAAAGAAGCCAGACCUCAAUUGGGAAGAGGAGAGGAAUUUUGGUGCAUCGUUAUUACUUCUGGGCCUAAAACAAAAGAACCCAGUAGGUUUGAGUUCCCAGUUGUAUGGCUAUGCGCUUCUUGGAAAGGUGGAAUUGCAGCACGGGCUACGGGCUGUGUACCAUAACAUGCCUCUGAUAUGGAAACCAGGUUACCUUGACAGAGCCCUUCAAGUGAUGGAGAAGGUGGCCUCCUCCCCAGAAGACCUAAAGCUGUGUAGAGAAGCGCUCAAUGUGCUGGACGGAGUGCUGAAAACACUGACUUCUCCAGCCGAAGGGGCUUCAGAGACACCGUCUCAAGAAGGUGAAAACAGCCAGGGCUCAGAAAACUUGGUGGAGCAGCUGGACAUAGAGGAACCAGAACAGUCCAAGCUUCCUCAAUACCUGGAACGAUUUAAGGCCUCACAGUCAAAGCUGCAGGCUCUGGGCAGAGUUGAGUCAGAAAGCCUUUUGACUCUGACCACCCAGCUUGUGACGGCACAGCUCCCUGCCUGUGAAGCUGAGGACAUCGCCACCUAUGAGCAAAAACUGCAGCAGUGGCACCUGGAGCGGGUGCAGUUGAUACAGAGGGAGCAGGAGCAGAGGGAGAAAGCAAAGCAACAGCACCAGGCCCGAAAGGCAGCAAAGGCAGCAGCCUAACAGACCCCCAGCCAGUCCUGCACGGGGCCUCCUAGGCCUCCACAGCAUUCAGCAGGGAGGAAGCCGGGGUUCGGCCUCCUCUCUCCGGCUUCUCCUUUUCUCAGAGCUGAAAACCACAGUGUGCUGUGUAUCAAACACUGAAUGCCCAUCCAGAUGCUGAGAAGGGCUCCAGAACUGGGAAAGUGGCAAGGCUGGACUGAAGCCACCAGCCCAUCCCUUAACGGGCUCUUGAAGCUCAUGGUGGGGUUCUGGGCACAGGGAUCAAUUGUCAGCAUGGAAAGUUCCCAGUGCCUCUUGAGGGUGGUGGGAGAAAGAAGUAAGGUGACUGGACUAUAGGUACCAAGACCUCAUGCCAAGUGUCCCUGUGAGCCAGCCCACACUCCUAAUUACUCCUUUCCAUCACACCUUCUCCUUUUCACGCUGCUCUGAGAGAAAUCCAGGACAGGAGUGAACUUGGAAGCCCGUGGCCCCACUGGAUUUCAGAUUUUAGUUACCCAUGGUGACAUUUUUAGAAAGCAAGGGCUUUUGAGGAGAAACCACCCCAGCUGUGAACAUUGUGACCUGGCCUCUUCGUCAUGCCACAUAACUUUUUCCAAAGCAUUGUCUCAGCUCCUUUAUUAAGUGGGUAAAAUGAGCCUUUUGUGUAUACACACACACACGUAUGCACGCACAACUUGUGAGCACACAUUUUGGUUAAAGAAGUUGGAGAAAAUGAGAAGUGGGAUAGGCCUUGAAGUGCAUAGCUGCUAUGAAUAAUUGUAAAGCUGUCAGAAGAUACAUAUUUCUUUCUCCAGGUUUCUCCUUUGUGAAAGGGUCAGGGGGCAGCUUUUAUUUGCUAUGUAAUGUCGCCUUCAAGUACACUGGUAUAUUUUUAUUCAGGAUUGCACUCUUUUAUCAAGUACCUGUGGAAA
Molecule: messenger RNA, 2182 nt
Organism: Castor canadensis (American beaver)
Lineage: Eukaryota; Metazoa; Chordata; Mammalia; Rodentia; Castoridae
Gene: Mrps27
Product: mitochondrial ribosomal protein S27
Cellular component (GO): mitochondrion
Molecular function (GO): protein binding
Source: RefSeq, a predicted model, not a curated record